This is a messenger RNA of Miscanthus lutarioriparius, 303 nucleotides long. Lineage: Eukaryota; Viridiplantae; Streptophyta; Magnoliopsida; Poales; Poaceae. The record is from the annotation of a GenBank genome assembly.
AUGCUGUGCUGGACGUUCUACGCGGAGCAGCUGAUGAACAAGGUGUUCGUGACCGAGGGAAUGGACGUUGGGGUGGAGAUGGAGGGCUACACGACGGGCUUCGUCAAAUCCGAGGAGGUGGAGGCCAAGGUGAGGCUGGUGAUGGAAUCUGAGGAGGGCAGGCGCAUCAGGGGUCGAGUGGCAGCACUCAAGAAUGAAGCAAUAGCAGCGAUGCAGGACGACGGCUCAUCGCAGACCUCGUUUGCCAGGUUCUUGUUUGAUGCCAAGAAUCUUCAUGAACAGCUUGCAUUGGCUAGUGAAUAG